UAAGUAGGCCUUGAAUACAAUACAAUGUUCAAUAAGAAUUAGCCAACUCAAAAUCAAACAAGACAAAGCAAAACCCAAACACAAAACAUCGUAUCGUUCAGUAAAGAACCAUAAAUAUACUUUAUUUUUGAGUCGUAUUAUUUGUUUUAGUUUACUUACGCUUUCGGCUACUUCCAUGGAGGAGUAUCUAAACAUUGAAGAAAGAGAUAGGGUCGCUAAUCAACAAAUUGGCGAUGCGGCGGCCGGUGAUGCGGGCAAUGAUGAACCGCACCAGCUGAGGCGGAACCACCGACGGAUCUAUAACGCACCCCGCGACCCUGCUCUUAUCCAGGUGGUGCAAGGCUACAAUGCCCUGCCGCGACCGUUGAGGCCGCGUAAGAAGCGGAGCACCUUUACCAUGGCCAGAAAGGCAACGCUGCUCGACGACCUGUAUCCGCCGGAGAUGUCAGCGCUUUUGGACAACGCCAAGCGGGCGGCAAUGCAGGCGGUCAGCGAGGAGCAGCGGAGCGAGUACUUUGCCAACUACCUCGUCGAGCACAUGACCAGUCAGAAUUAUCCCAACGGCAUGGGUCUGCCAGAUCGUUGGGGUAAGUUCUAAUUGGCCGUGGUCUGUGCGAGGAAGUCAGGAAGGAAGAGAGCCGGGAUAAGUGUUUGCAAUCAAGCUGAGUGAAAGCCAGGAUUCAUACAACAGAUAUUUCUCCCAGGUUUCAUGCCACAAAAAAAUAGAAAAUUAAAAAAAAAUAACCCAGGGUUCCGAAGGCUAAUGGUAACACAGAAAUACGCUUGAUUGAACUUUUAUGACUUGAACUAAUUUGCGAACUAUCCGGACUGCUCUGAAUAUUUUCUCAACUCAGCAAAGGUACAUAUAUGAUCUUAACUGCCACCUGUACUUGAUUUACUUACAAGCGAAUGGUUAAAAAGUAGCUGUGGAUUCUAUAUUGUCCAAUAAACCAAAAAAAAAACAAGCUA
Molecule: messenger RNA, 969 nt
Organism: Drosophila kikkawai
Lineage: Eukaryota; Metazoa; Arthropoda; Insecta; Diptera; Drosophilidae
Gene: soti
Product: scotti
Biological process (GO): sperm individualization
Source: RefSeq, a predicted model, not a curated record